CCCUUUGCUUUCCCCCCCCCCCCCUCCAAAUAGGAAACGGAAACGAGAAUACCCCACCGAAAUCGUCAAGCUAGAAGCAAACAACAUGUCAACCAACUCCAAGGCGAUCCCUCUUCCAAGCAGACGUGCUGAACCUGGCACGCCUAUCCCCUUGGAUUAUGGCACCACCCCCGGCGGCACCAUCUAUUCGAGCACUCCGGGAGGAACUCGAAUCAUUUACGAUCGUAACACGCUGUUGAGCCUGCGCAACUCGCCCCUGUCGCGCACCCCUCCUGCAAAGCUCGCCUAUGUUGCAGGAGUGACCGGAGCCAGCCUGCCUCACCAGGCUGGCAGCCACCACAACCGAUCGCACCUCAAUGUUGAGACUCAUGAUUCGGGCUCGGAUUCAGACUCGGAUUCGGACGAGGAGAAGCGCAAGGCCAUUGCCAAGGCUCAGGAGGAUGAGGACGCCAAAGCUCAUGCCGUCGCUUCAAAGGACAUCAAGGACGGGCAACUGUUCGACAUGGAUAUGGAGUAGAGAGGACUAUGUUCUUCUAGGUUAGAAGGCAUAAAAAACACAAAAAAAAAAAUACAGAGCGUGGUUGCCCUGUAAAAAAUCACACAUGAUAUCAUUCAUGUUUGCUGCUGGACAUUCAGUUAGAUCUUUUAAUAUGAACAGAAAAAAAUCAAAAUGGACAAAAAAAAAAAAAAA
Messenger RNA from Gamsiella multidivaricata, 691 nucleotides. RefSeq names its product eukaryotic translation initiation factor 4E binding protein-domain-containing protein. Bases 86 to 517 code for a protein of 143 amino acids. Gene Ontology annotation, biological process: negative regulation of translational initiation. NCBI's taxonomy places the organism in Eukaryota, Fungi, Mortierellomycota, Mortierellomycetes, Mortierellales, Mortierellaceae. Gene Ontology annotation, molecular function: eukaryotic initiation factor 4E binding. The record is from RefSeq and is a predicted model, not a curated record. Gene Ontology annotation, cellular component: cytoplasm. The transcript has 3 exons.